Danio aesculapii is the source of this 3300-nucleotide messenger RNA. It is a transcript of the gene cfap70, whose product is annotated as cilia and flagella associated protein 70. Lineage: Eukaryota; Metazoa; Chordata; Actinopteri; Cypriniformes; Danionidae. Gene Ontology annotation, molecular function: protein binding. The transcript has 26 exons. The record is from RefSeq and is a predicted model, not a curated record. Gene Ontology annotation, cellular component: extracellular exosome; motile cilium. The coding region runs from base 22 to 3171 and encodes 1049 amino acids. Gene Ontology annotation, biological process: cilium assembly; cilium movement.
AAACUAGCUUAAUUUUUCAACAUGGAGAAUAACAGAGAGUUUGGGAGAGCUGUGGCUGUGCAAGUCACUGUAAUGUCGGCGAGUCGUUUGAAAGGCAGCAGGACUGAUUCAUGUCUCAGUUUCGUUCGGGUGGAGUUUAAUGGAUGUGUGCUGGGAGACUCACAAAAACUGGAGGUUCCUGUGGACAAAGAUGUGGUUUACAACUUCUCCUGUAAUUUCGAAUGCUCAGAAGUUGCACACACACUUGAUGAUGUGGCACAUAAACCUGUCAUAUUAACGGUGCUUGAGAUUCUACCAAAAGAGAAAAAACAAAAAGAAGAGAAAACCGCUGCAUUAGGACAAGCCAGUGUGGAUCUGCUGCCUCUGCUACGAGGUCAAUGUAACUUCUCCUCCACUGUGCUUCUUCAUGCGGUGUCUGGAUCUCCGGCUGAUGUUGCCUUACGUGAAGAUGGCAUAAAAGUACAGUCCACACUCGAUGUGACUGUGAGCGUUUCAGAGCCGCUGCUCUCUGAUGCCCAGCGCUCGGACUCAAAUGUGCUGAUGGUCACUGUAGAGACGGCGUAUUCGGUUCCUGAGGUCUGGAAUCCUUCCUGCACACCUCCAUCUAGCUUCGUAGCUGCCCUGCAGAUGCCCGUCUCAGCCACUAAAGAACAAAUCUUAUCAUUCUCUAAUGGUGUCUUGAAAACGGGUGGUGAGAAGGAGCCACUGCCAAGACCCAAGAAAUGGCCUUUGGGGCCUCUUCUAGCUCCCGGGGCUGAGGUCAUCCAGGGCCUUUAUAUUGAUGCAGAACCCAAAGACAUGGAUCACGGAGACCUUACUGACAUAGAGGACAAGAAUUUCAGAGCAGAUGCCGAGUGUAAUCAGAAAAGGGUGAGUUGGGAUACAGCCCGCCGUUGCUUAAUUGAUGCAGGAGGUGUGGCCAGCCUGUCCCACAAGAUUGUCCAAUGCAGAUUUUGGCCUGUUGAGAUUAUGAAAGUCACUCAGACGGUACCAGUCAAAGGUGCAAAGCCAAGCAAGGACAAGAUGGGAGAGGAAGAGAUACAGAUCUCAUUUCAUGGAGUGGUGUACAUAGAUCUGGUGCCAUUGUUGUACCCUGGAGUGCGGCGUAUACACGGGGUGUACAGAAUCUACCCAUUUUAUGAGGCUGAUCUGCUAAAUAAGACUCAGAGGACCCACAGUGUUCUAAAGGAGUACAUCAGAGCAGCACCGCUGCCGGGCCGCGCUCGUGCCAAUUCCUCGGUCAGCUCUAUAAAGGCAUUUCAGACCAAAAACAUGGAGAACCAAAGAGGAAACAAUGAGACUUUCAAGAAGCCAGAUUCUCAGGGAAAACCAGCUCAGGCUGAGAUUGUGAGUGGACAGGAGCAGCAGGUGAACACGGAGGGCGAGAUGUACGCCGAUUCAAGAUCAUAUAUUAUUAUCGACAUUUCUGUGGAAAAGCCGCUGGUUCCAAAAAGACCUCCGGAGGAGCUGGCCAAACGGGUGAUGGAGCUGGUUCCUCCAAGACCUCCUCUGCCUCGACGGCCAGCAGGAGCAGAACGAGCAGUGGAGGAGUACCAGACUCAGAUAGCCAGCGUGACGGCUCAGUUGUUGGAUCAGUACCAGCAGAUGUUUGUGUCUGGCGGAAAAGCUCUGAAUCCAGUCCUGCAGGAGCAGCGCAAACAGCAGCUGCUGGGAGAACUCAACUGCUCUGGCAAAUACUUCGCCUACAAGGAACAGAUGAAGUACUCUGUGGUGCGGAUUGUAAGAGAGAAGAUGUUGAGGACUGAAGCUUUCUCCGACCCUGAGCAGCUGCAGGCGUUUCUCAGUCAGCUCUAUGUGUUCCUGGUGGAUGAGAUGCAUGCGGCUCUCAAUAAGACCCUGUCAGUGGACCCUCAGGAGUCUCAAGCUGAAACUUCGCUCAGUUGCGUUCAGCUCAAACACUUCGCCAAAGAGGCUGAGCUCAACUCAGACUACCAGCUGGCAGAACAUUACUAUCAGGAGUGUUUGAUUCAAGAGCGCAGCGACGCAUCCCACUGGUUUGAUUAUGGAGCUUUUCACAUGCUGACCGCUGACUAUCUAAAGGCAGAGGAGUGCUUUCAGCAGGCCUUAUCCAUCGAACAAACACACACGCCGAGUCUGCUCAUGUGUGGGAUUCUGGCGGACAUGAACCGACGCUUUGAGGAUGCAGAAACUUUCUUUGAAAGGGCGACUUCUGUGGAGCCAAAAAGUGUGGUCGCAUGGACUGUAUUUGGGUUGUUCAGCCAGAGUCAGGAGAAUUCCAUUCAGGCAGAGAUGGCUUUUCGGGAGGCCAACAAACAGCUUAUUUCAUCCUUGCAGAAGGACAUGGCAUCUGAAUCAGAAUUAACCACUGAAACUCAAUCUGGUCAAGAAAACGUCCAGAAAGAGGAUGGAUGUAUAAAGAAAACAGGCGAUGCAGAUAAAGAUGCUGUACGAGAAGAAGAAAGGCCACAGAAGAAGCUGGAGAGUAAACAGCAGAUGUCAUCCAGCAGUGUCUACAUGGAGACUGUGUGGUUUCUCCUGCGCAGUCAUGCAUUACAGAUGGCCCAGCGUGCUCUGGCUUCAGAGCUGUUGUCUCCAGAAAAAGACAUAAGCUUGUAUAAUCUGGCUCUUGCUCAGCUUCAGAUGCUGCGAGGAGACCCUGACAGUGCUGAAUCCAGCCUGAAGGAGGCGCUCACUGACAACUUCCAGAAUCCUGAUAUUUGGGCCCUGUGGGGUCACUUGCAUUACCUGAGGGCCGAUUACACUCAGGCUCAGAGCUGCUAUGAACGAACGCUGGAUUUGGUGCUGGACACUUCACACACACACUCUGUAUUCCUGCGCUUGGGCACCAUCUACCUGCAGGAUGGAGAAUAUGAAAAAGCCAAAUCGGUGUUCCUGCGUGCCUGCAAACACUCUCCAUCAUGCCUCACUUGGCUCCGGCUGGGAAUUGCCUACUAUAGACUGGAGGAGCUGACUGAAGCUGAAGAAGCUCUGACCGAAGCCAACGUUCUGAAUAACAGGAAUGCAGAGGUGUGGGCUUACCUGUCUCUAGUCUGUUUACAGACCGGCAGAAAACUAGAGGCAGAGCAGUCAUAUAAAUACGCCAUAAAGAUGAAUUUACCAGCGGAGUCACUUCUGCAGGAGAUCCACGACCUGCAGUCACGUGUUGGCUUUGGGAAUCCAUGCUUCUGAUGUGCACAUAUUUAUCCUUGUAUAUGUAGUUUUGAACCAUAAAACAAAUCACUAAAUGCUAAUUAUAAAAGGUGGAAAUGAUAAUUAAAUAUAGUUUUAACAUAAUUAGCUGUAGUCUUUCUUUUUCAU